AAGAGAAGAGAAACUUGCGAGGAUUUCAAAAACGAGAGACAUAGAAUUAGAUGUCUAAAGUCUGUCUUCCAGAUAGCUAUUAGAUCAAUUAUCUUUCACCGACUAUGGACAACCUCAACUCCUCCAACACCUCCAGCUUGGACCCCACCUCCCCGGAUUCGGGCCGCCUGAUUUCGAGCAUCGUCCUGGGGUUGUGCUGUGCGUUGGGCCUCCCUGGUAACAUAGCUGUCCUGGUGUUCAUCCUGCGCGGCUCGUCCCGACGCCCCAACUUUACCCUGUGCCUCAUACUGAACCUGACGUCCUCCGACAUCUUAUGCCUGGCCACUGUGCCCAUGUGGAUUUAUUCUCUCCUGCACGGCUGGACUCUGGGCAGUGCCACCUGCAAGCUAGCCACCUUCCUGCUCUACCUCAGCCUGUACGCGAACGUGCUAACGGUCACUCUACUCGGUGUCCAGCGCUGUCUCCAGGUGUUAUACCCGCAAAUGUGGAACCGGCUGGGGCGCAAGGGGAAGGCGGCGCUGGUCCUGGCCCUGUGGGGGCUCGCCUGCGCCCUGACUGCCCCCGCCGUGACCACUCGCUAUGUGGGUGAUGGCGAGCUCAAGUGCCGGAGACACAGUGAAUCCGAUGCUGAAAGAGCAGCGGUCCUCGUCUUGGAGACCUUUCUGGGGUUUGUGGUCCCAUUUUUUGUGCUGGUCACGUCCUACUGCUGCCUCCACUGGCGGGUGAACCAGACGGCGCUGUUCAACAGCGCCAGGUUGACGCGGCUGGUCACCAGUGUGCUGGUCGCCUUCUUUGUCCUCUGGGUCCCCGUGCACAUUGUCAACAUGGUGGACAUUGCCGGCAUGAUGCUGCGGGCUUCCCGGCCAGAGGCGUCGGCAGUGCUGCUGCGCCACAGGAGCGCGGCAGCACGUGUCGUCCGGAGCUUCACAUUUGUCAACAGCUGCCUGGACCCCUUCCUGUACGCCUUCGCCUCACGGAGGAACUGGAAGUAGCCCAAGCGGGAAGCAGGCCACAAAGAUCUGAAUUCGUCCUCUGCAGGUGCGACAAAAGGGAUGUGGCUGGCAUGCCAACCCAUAACUCUAACCCUACCCAUAACCGUAACAAGUCCUUUCACCCCUGCUAUUUGUCCUCAACAAAACCCGCAUUAUUUGGUUGCUGAAUCUGGGUCUGUUUAGCCUUUACUUUUUGUGUAUCCAUAGAUCGCCAAAGGGACUAAUCUAGGCUACCCUAUCUCCCUUCAAGCUUGACCACUGUUGGUGAAAUCGAAAAUGAUAUUGCUUCCGUGAGCUUUCUCAUGCAUAAAUAAAUUGGUAAUGUUUUCAUGAUUAACUCGAUUUUUCGUUUCUCUUGCAGUACACGUAGGCUACUUCUGAUUUGGUUCAGAGGAGGCCCAAUUUCCCACUCUAAAAAAAUAAACUAGGGCAUGUGUUAGAUUGGCAAACUAGAAAUAUGUUUGCAUUAAAUGCAUUAAUCGUGUUAUGUUCAUUGUUUGUUGUACAUGACUCAAAGAAAAUCCUGAUGAAUUAAACUAAUUCAUGUCAAUCCAAUGAGAAUGAGGUCCCUCAAAACAAUGACUCUGAUAUGGUUAGCUAUUGAGCAUGCUCCAAGCCUACCGGAUGCACAAAAAGUUCGUAGGAGUGGGACUUUCACCUAAUCGUUUGGCAUCCUUGAUAUUAAGGGUAAGUAAAUUCAGAUAUAUCUACAUGAAUUUAUUUAGUUCAAUAGGGUGAAUGAUAAAUAGUUAUUUGAAAUUUGAGACAUUUCUCAGGGGGUGUUUGUUACUGUUAGUCAUUCUUCAAUGUCCAGAGAAUCUGAAGUUAUUGCGCAACACGUAUCCGCGGGCUCAUAUGUUGCGUUUCCUGCCUAAGAAAUAAAUGUACAUGUAUGACUGCGUCUCUCUACAGUGUAUGUAACUAUAGAUAUUGUAAUACUUAUUCACAAAAUAAAUAUUACUUCUGUUGUAUUAACUUUUUAAAAUAAUAUCGAUUUUUUUACCAGAUACAUCACAAAAUAAAGCAGUGUCCUCGUGCUCUGAGAUUUGUAUGCACCUCCUCGACAAUACAUGAUAAGUUAAUAUUUUUGUCAUUAUAAUUAUCUGUUAUCAUAUUUACACUUGCGUUUUAAUGAUUUAGCUGAAAUGCCAUGUUAAAUAUUUUGUGCUAUCUACUUUUUAUUUUGUAUUUGAAGAAAUACGGUAUAUUUAUUUUUAUCAUUUGCUAAUGCAUAUUCUUAUUUUCAUUUCAGUGACAUAUGUGGCAUUGCAAACGUGUCGCCAGGGAGGGUAGUACGUACAAAUACUUAACAUUAUAAACUACAUCAUUAUAGAAGAAGCCAAAAUUAUCUGUGCAUACAGUUGAAGUCAGAAGUUUACAUACACUCUGGUUGGAGUCAUUAACUAGUUUUUCAACCACUCCACACAUUUCUUGUUAAAGCUUGGGAAAUCUUUUUGUAUCCAAAUCCGACUUUAAACUUCUUCACGACAGUAUCUCGGACCUGCCUGGUGUGUUCCUUGUUCUUCAUGAUGCUCUCUGCGCUUUUAACAGACCUCUGAGACUAUCACAGUGCAGGUGCAUUUAUAUGGAGACUUGAUUACACACAGGUGGAUUGUAUUUAUCAUCAUUAGUCAUUUAGGUCAACAUUGGAUCAUUCAGAGAUCCUCACUGAACUUCUGGAGAGAGUUUGCUGCACUGAAAGUAAAGGGGCUGAAUAAUUUUGCACGCCCAAUUUUUCAGUUUUUGCUUUGUUAAAAAAGUUUGAAAUAUCCAAUAAAUGUCUCUCCACUUCAUGAUUGUGUCCCACUUGUUGUUGAUUCUUCACUAAAAAAAUACAGUUUUAUAUCUUUAUGUUUGAAGCCUGAAAUGUGGCAAAAGGUCUCAAAGUUCAAGGGGGCCGAAUACUUU
Molecule: messenger RNA, 2900 nt
Organism: Oncorhynchus masou masou (cherry salmon)
Lineage: Eukaryota; Metazoa; Chordata; Actinopteri; Salmoniformes; Salmonidae
Product: leukotriene B4 receptor 1-like
Exons: 1
Coding region: 105-992 (295 amino acids)
Biological process (GO): calcium-mediated signaling; cell chemotaxis; positive regulation of cytosolic calcium ion concentration
Cellular component (GO): membrane; external side of plasma membrane
Molecular function (GO): C-C chemokine receptor activity; C-C chemokine binding
Source: RefSeq, a predicted model, not a curated record